UAAUCUCUUCGAUCCCAUAACCCAACUCUCUCACAUAACAAACAAAAAUUCUAAACACAAAACAAAAUGGACUCGAGAACAUCAUUUCUCACAUUUCUCCUCUGUAUAUUCCUUUUCUCUCACUUCCCCCCCUCAAACUCCAAACCUGUCACAAACGGCCCUUUAUCAUUCUCUUCGUCGGCGAGUUUGCCCACUCUCACGGCGGAGAGGUUAAUCAAAGGUUUCAACUUGAUGCCUACCCGUGACGUCAAUGUCAUCCCUGAAGACGGUUCCGAGGCUCCCAGACUCGUCGAGAGAAACUUUGAUUUGCCGGCGGCCAUUGACCGCCGUGACUCCGGCGGUUCUCCUUCGCUUCAGGACUUUGGUCACCAUGCUGGUUACUACAAACUUCCUAACUCAAAAGCAGCCAGGAUGUUCUAUUUCUUCUUCGAGUCAAGAAGCAACAAAGCCGAUCCUGUGGUGAUUUGGCUAACCGGUGGACCCGGUUGCAGCAGCGAACUGGCUCUGUUCUAUGAGAACGGACCGUUCACCGUCUCCAACAACUCUUCUCUUGCUUGGAACGAUUUCGGUUGGGACAAGGCGUCAAAUCUAAUCUACGUGGACCAACCGGUAGGGACUGGUUUUAGUUAUACAUCGGACGAAAGUGAUCUCCGACAUGAUGAGGAUGGUGUCAGUAAUGACCUUUACGACUUCUUACAGGCAUUUUUCAAAGAACAUCCACAAUUCGUGAAGAAUGAUUUUUACAUAACCGGUGAAUCCUACGCCGGACAUUACAUUCCGGCAUUGGCUUCAAGAGUUCACCGUGGAAACAAGAACAAGGAAGGAACUCACAUCAACCUUAAGGGAUUUGCGAUUGGUAACGGUUUGACCAACCCGGAGAUCCAAUAUGCUGCAUACGCGGAUUACGCGCUCGACAUGAAGUUGAUCUCACAAUCUGAUCACGAUAACCUCAACCGUGAUUACGAAUCUUGUCAACAAUCCAUCAAAGAAUGCAGCGCUGAUGGAAGUGAUGAAGCUUGUGCGUCUUCUUACAUUGUAUGCAACAACAUAUUCCAAAAGAUCAUGAAUAUCGCUGGAAACGUAAACUACUACGACGUGAGGAAACAAUGCAAAGGAAGCUUGUGCUAUGAUUUCUCGAACAUGGAGAAGUUCUUGAACCAGAGAUCCGUCCGCACGGCAUUAGGUGUUGGAGAUAUCAAGUUUGUGUCAUGCAGUACCGCCGUCUAUGAUGCAAUGCAGCUGGAUUGGAUGAAGAAUCUUGAGGUCGGGAUUCCCGCUCUGCUCGAAGAUGGAAUCAAGAUGCUUAUCUAUGCUGGAGAGUACGAUCUCAUCUGCAAUUGGCUCGGAAACUCGAAAUGGGUUCACGAGAUGGAAUGGUCAGGGCGAAAAGAGUUUGUAGCAGCUGCAACGGUUCCAUUCAAUGUAGAUAAUAAAGAAGCCGGUUUAAUGAAGAACCACGGUUCACUCACUUUCCUCAAGGUCCACGAUGCUGGACACAUGGUUCCAAUGGAUCAGCCAAAAGCAGCAUUGCAAAUGCUCAAGGAUUGGAUGCAAGGAAAGCUCGGUACACCCACCGGUCGGACCGCUCGCCAGUGAUUUCAUUUCUUCUCAACAUCAGAGAUUCCAAACACCAAACAGAUUGUACUCUUGUUACGUAUCUAGAUCAUCAUUUUUAACUUAUAUAAGUAAACUAAAUAAUAUAUACCCUUGUGAAUUAUUUCUAUGAAUACACAGGAAACUUCAUUUU
Messenger RNA from Raphanus sativus (radish), 1747 nucleotides. RefSeq names its product serine carboxypeptidase-like 48. The transcript has 9 exons. Gene Ontology annotation, cellular component: vacuole. NCBI's taxonomy places the organism in Eukaryota, Viridiplantae, Streptophyta, Magnoliopsida, Brassicales, Brassicaceae. Gene Ontology annotation, molecular function: serine-type carboxypeptidase activity. Gene Ontology annotation, biological process: proteolysis. The record is from RefSeq and is a predicted model, not a curated record. The coding region runs from base 67 to 1596 and encodes 509 amino acids.